Messenger RNA from Gorilla gorilla gorilla (western lowland gorilla), 3585 nucleotides. It is a transcript of the gene COQ10B, whose product is annotated as coenzyme Q10B. Gene Ontology annotation, biological process: cellular respiration. Gene Ontology annotation, cellular component: mitochondrion. Lineage: Eukaryota; Metazoa; Chordata; Mammalia; Primates; Hominidae. The record is from RefSeq and is a predicted model, not a curated record. Gene Ontology annotation, molecular function: ubiquinone binding. The transcript is spliced from 5 exons. The coding region runs from base 1664 to 2380 and encodes 238 amino acids.
CACACAAGGAUUGUGUAUUUGAAAGUAGUUGAUACAGAAUUGUCCAUGCAGCUACAGAACCACCUCAAUCUACAAGUACAUCAUGUGUUGUACUGCAAAAUGUUUGACAAACCUUGUAGCUGAUGAUUUCAAUUUACUCCACAAAGUAUCUAGUAAGGGGUGACUGCAAUAAACCAAGCAAGAGGAGAAAAUAAUCAUAGGCACAACAGCUGGGAUAUUGCUUUAAAUGUAAAUCAUAUCAAGUAACUGUUCUGCACUCAAACUCUAAUGGCUUUCCUUCACGCUUAGAAUACAAUAAAAAAUUGGUAGCAUACUAUGGCUUCCGUGGCACUAAGCUCUGCCUACCUCGCUGACCUUAUUUCCUACCACUUUCCUCCUCUCGCUGUGCUCCAAACUCCUUGCUCUUCCUAAAGCAUGCUAAGAUUGUUCCUGCCUGGGGCCUCUGCACUUGCUGUUCCAUACACCUGAAAGUCAUUUUCUCCCAAGUAAUCAGAGUUCACUUCAUCACUUCAUUUUAGGCCUUUGUUCAGUGUCAUCCUCUUAGAGCCCCUCCUAACCACCCUAUAUAAAACAGCACCCUACCAUAUUCCUCCCUCUUCAUCUCCUUACCCUGCUUUACUGUUUAGUUUAUGGGACAUAUAACAAGCUGCCAUUGCACUACAUACUAAUUGGUUUCUUUCCCCCACUAGGAUAUAAGCUCUGUGACAGUGAAGACUUUUGCUCACUUCUCCAGCAUCUAGUAGGUGCCACACAAAUAAAUACUGACUACAUUUAAUCAACAAUCUCAUUUACACCCAAACUAUAUUAAAUAGGUAGUAUUGUCAUCCUCACUUUACAGUUUGCAGGAAAACUAUUGGUGCACAAACCUUAAGUAAAGACCUGAAAACAAACUGAGGGAACAAGAAGUCUGGACUUGAUGACUGAUCACCAAAACAAGUAAAUCAAAGCGAAGUCGUCUGAUUAGUAUGGAAUAAGGGAAACCCAAAUCAUACGAGAACACCAAUUAAAAUGUGGGACACGCAGGAAGAAGGCAGACGGAACUGCUGCUGGAUAACUGAGUCUUUCCUAAUGACAGUACCUUAUGUUGCCCUCACAAUUACCCCGUUAGAUAGGCAAGGCAGGCAUUGUAUUAGACAAUCAUUAACAAGCAGGACGCUGACAGCCAGGUUCGCAGCCAGGAGUGGUGGCCUGUCUGGCUCCGCACUCACGGGUUCGGACAGUUACAUAAUUAACACUCAAGCCCUGGGGCUUCCCGCAGCCCCCGGGGCGGGGGGGCUCACUGACUGGCCUCCCGGAAGCGGACCCCAGGAGAACCAGGCAGUUGGUUAAUCCAGGAACAGUUCCUGCGCGGGGCGUGGACUGAGCAGUCACUGAGUAUUACGCAAAUUGCGCGAGCGCACGGGAAAAGCGAUUGGUCGGUCAGGAGAGAGAGGUGUGUCCUGGCGGGCCCGCAGCUCCGAUUGGCCGACAGGCUCACGGGAACGUUUACGGUCAGCGUGUAUCAGCGUCGUGCAACCCGGAAGGGAAGAAGGGGCGUGUCAGGCUGCGCAGGCGGCCAGUCCAUUGGCUGGAAGAGACCGGAGCCGGGCUCCGGGCGCGACCAGAGGAGGGCGGUGCUGCAGGGCUGGUGCGGGAGGUGACGACCGGCUUCGGGGAGUCUAUCAUGGCAGCUCGGACUGGUCAUACGGCCUUGAGAAGGGUAGUCUCGGGAUGCCGUCCGAAGUCGGCGACAGCGGCCGGGGCGCAGGCGCCCGUGCGGAAUGGCAGAUAUUUAGCUUCCUGUGGUAUACUGAUGAGCAGAACUCUUCCACUACAUACCUCAAUUUUGCCUAAGGAGAUAUGUGCACGAACUUUCUUCAAAAUCACUGCACCAUUAAUAAACAAAAGGAAAGAAUAUUCAGAGAGAAGAAUUUUAGGGUAUUCAAUGCAGGAAAUGUAUGAUGUAGUAUCGGGAGUGGAGGAUUACAAGCAUUUUGUUCCUUGGUGCAAAAAAUCAGAUGUUAUAUCAAAGAGAUCUGGAUAUUGUAAAACAAGAUUAGAAAUUGGAUUUCCACCUGUGUUGGAGCGAUAUACAUCAGUAGUAACCUUGGUGAAACCACAUUUAGUAAAGGCAUCUUGUACUGAUGGGAGACUUUUCAAUCAUUUGGAGACUAUUUGGCGUUUUAGCCCAGGUCUUCCUGGCUACCCAAGAACUUGUACCUUGGAUUUUUCAAUUUCUUUUGAAUUUCGAUCACUUCUACAUUCCCAGCUUGCCACACUGUUUUUUGAUGAAGUUGUGAAGCAGAUGGUAGCUGCCUUUGAAAGAAGAGCAUGUAAGCUGUAUGGUCCAGAAACAAAUAUACCUCGGGAGUUAAUGCUCCAUGAAGUCCAUCACACAUAAAGGCAAAAAAAGAACUGGUGCCACCUGCUUCUGACUUUAGUUUGUUCACUUUUGGGAAGUAUUUUCAUGACAUGUUUUCAGAAGCCAGAAAGCAUUUGUUAAACGCAGCUUUGGUUAUAAACCUGCACCAUUGAAAAUUUGCACAUAGAAUAUAGACUCACUUGUACAUAGAAUUAUUUCUUCAAGUAUAAUUCAAAAUAAUAUGGACAUUAUCACGUUCUACAUUACAAUAAUGGGAUGUCAUCACCAUUGCUAGAAUACUGGCAUGAUUCUUCUGAGCAGAAGUUGAAACUGUAAAUUUAAACCUUUUAAUUAUCACCUUACCUGAAAGAGGUUAGUUAAGAUAUUCACACAGUAUGUAUUAUAUUAACCAUAUCACACUUAAGUUAUUAAAUUCAGACUAUUUGUAACUUAUUGUUAUAGGGCCUGCCGUAUGGCUUAGGAUAUUUGAGUAAUCAUAUAUUUAAAGUAAAAACUUUGGGCUGGGCACAGUGGCUCACACCUGUAAUCCCAGCACUUGGGGAAGCUGAGGUGGGCAGAUCAGUUGAGGUCAGGAGUUCUAGACCAGCCUGGUCAACAUGGCGAAACCCCAUCUCUACUAAAAAUACAAAAAUUAGCUGGGCAUGGUGGCACACACCUGUAAUCCCAGUUACUUGGGAGGCUGAGGCACAAGAAUCGCUUGAACCCGGGAGGCGGAGGUUGCAGUGAGCCAAGAUCGCCCUGCUGCACUCCAGCCUGGGCAACAGAGGGAGACUCUGUCUCCAAAAACAAAAACAAAAACUGUUAGUGAAGGUUCCCUGGGACUUUUGAUAUUUUAAAAAUUGUUCUUAUGACUAGUAGAUAAAUUCAGUGCCAUAAUGAGGCUAGCUCCCAGAUGAACAGUGUAUUUUCUUCUUUUUUUUUUUUUUUUGGUGAGUGGUCCAGAGCUUUAAGCUACUUUUCCAGUAGUUUGCCACUUUCUCCGAGGUAGUUUGGCUGCUCUUUCAGUAAUGCUAAUUGUGUGUCAAAUUUUGUCUACAACAGUAGGCAACAGAUGAAGAUAAGUUGGUUGAAUGUCUCCAGCACUAUGCAUCCCUAUUUUCUAUUUAUUGUGUACACUCACUUUCAGUAAUGUGUUUCAAACUGGUAUUUUUUAAAAAACAAAUCAAUGUAAGGACUGAAGUUGAAGUAGCAAUGUAAUAAAGUUAAUUUGUUUAUUUUUUGUA